Messenger RNA from Fimicolochytrium jonesii, 2713 nucleotides. RefSeq lists its product as uncharacterized. The record is from RefSeq and is a predicted model, not a curated record. NCBI's taxonomy places the organism in Eukaryota, Fungi, Chytridiomycota, Chytridiomycetes, Spizellomycetales, Powellomycetaceae. The transcript is spliced from 2 exons. Bases 110 to 2269 code for a protein of 719 amino acids.
CUCUAGCGAUAAGCUUCUUCGCUCGCAGAAAGCACUCGAAGGCCUUUUCUCCGUCGACGUUGCUGUCACUGUCGAUAGUCCGGCCCGCUUUGUUCAGUAAUCUGCGGAGAUGCCGCCCAUUUCGACUGUGCUGGUGCAGGAUGAGGCCUCGUUUCCGCAGGACAGACUGGUCCCAAAUGUCAGCGACGUGCGCCGGAACGUCCGGACCCUAAAGUCCCUCGUCACUACUACCACUCUGAGCGACAGCAGCACAACACUCAACUCGAAGCAGCUUCCGCCUACUCCAUCACCAACCCCACCACGCUCGCCACGCGCACCGCCAAGGUCUUCUUCCAACGCUGGCAACCCAACCCUGGAAAUAACCCCCGAGACUCCCGUCGCAACAGCACAGCCAGCGCCAACACCCACACCGACAAGCGAAGCAUGUCUCCCAACAUACGAUCAAUACGGCUUUGAGCGAUCCUUCACCCACACCUCCCUCAAAAACCAACUCGCCUACGACUCCCACUACAACGCCCUCUGCGAGAAACGCGCCGCAAAAUGGGUCCACUGGCUCUCAAAAUACAACGGAGGCGCCGCGCACUCCCACAACCUGAUGAUGUACGGCAGGAGGGCCAAUGCAUCGAACGUAUCCCUUUCUGCUGCGGCGGCUGCUGCGAACGAGUUGAUGUUUCCGCCGCCGUCGGAGAAGGUCAAGCGGUACCUGAGAAAGGGUGUACCACAUCAUCUGAGGAAACACGUGUGGUUUCAUUAUAGUGGGGCUGAGGCGCUGUGGAAGGAGGAAAUGGGGCUGUAUAUGCUGUUGACGUGUAGGGAGGAGCAGGAUGUGAGGAAUGGCGCGACAAGGGAGGAGAACGAGGUUAUGGGCGAUAUUGUGGUUAUCGACAGAGACGUGUACAGAACAUUCCCCGACAACCUAAAAUUUCAACCCCGCCCAUCCACCCCCCCAUCCCCCUCCCACCCACACCCCACAAUAACAACCGAACAGAACCCCUUCCUCCUCUCCCUCCGCCGCAUCCUCGUCGCCUUUGCCUACUACUCCCGCCCGCAACCCAACUCAACCCUCUCGCGUACCCAAAACCUCCGCAAACCAAAAUACAACAUCGGGUACUGCCAAUCCCUCAACUUCCUAGCCGGGUUCCUCCUACUGGUGUUUGCGGACGACGAUUUCGAGUUUGAGACCGGGCACGACGCGGCGAGGUUGAGUGUCGAGGAACGGGUGUUCUGGAUGCUGGUCGUCGUGGUCGAGAUGCUGAUGCCCGAGGAAAUGUACGGCGCGACGUUGGAGGGUGCACGAGCCACGCAGGAGGUGCUGUGGACGCACCUUGUCGGCCGCAAUGGACACAAGUACGGGCUGGAGAAGGUCGAGAAGUGGUUAGCCGUCGAGGAGGCCGCCAUGCUUCUCUCGCCAAUCACCUACUCCACCGCCUACUCGUCUUCAUCCCCCACAACCGCCCGCAACCAACCAUUCACGCUCAAAAUUCUCCAAAAACGCCUCCCCGCCAAAAACAAACGCCCCAAACACGCCGAACAACAAUCAACCAACCCCCUCCCCCUCUUAACAACCUCCUGGUUCCUCACCCUCUUCACCACCACCCUCCCCCCGCACUCCCUCCUCCGCCUCUGGGACAUGUUCACCUACCAGGGCGUCAAGGUCAUCUACCGUUUCAGCAUGACACUCCUCAGUGUGCAUCAACGGGAGCUGUUGAAAACCAAGUUGGCCGAUUUGACCGCUGUGAGGGUUGUCAAGAGUUUACCUGGGCGGUGUUAUGAUGUCGGCGUUGUGGUUGAGAUGGUUGGUGGGGCGCAGGGACGGAUGGGUGGCGCUCUAAGGUGGGGAAAAAAGGGCACGAAACCGAGGUUGGAUGCGAUCAACACGUACCUGUCACCCAAUGUGAAUCCGACAUCUAUGUCGGCGACGUCGCCACACCCCUCGGCCCUCCUCACACCCAUUGAGAUGGACCUAACCCUCGACACCGACGUGGAACAGGAGCAGGAUCACUCCGACGCUGAUCUCUCCUUCCCCGCUAAACAUCAUCAGCGGCCUCCGAGAACACAACAGGCGAUGACGGUGUUAUCCGAUGACGACGAUGACGAUAGGGCAGCGAGGGUGGGGAGUGGUGGUGGGAGUGCGAGGGGGUUGUUUCAAACACCUCCCGUACCGGACGUGAGCAAUAAGCUGAUUGGGAAGUAUAUGGAGGUUGCUGUUGCGGAGAUCAGGAGGGGGGAGAAGGGGAGGGGGGAUCGGAAUGGGAAGGGUGGGGUGUAAGAUAGGUAGGGUUGAGGAUGGUGUGAUGAGAUGAGAACGGACGUUUUUGUUCUUUCCUUUCUUGGGGGUUUCUUUUUUUUGGGGUGGCGUAUGAGGACGUUCGAGUGGGAUGGACAUGCGGGAAAACAACACACUCACACCGCAGAUGUACAGAUAGAUGGGCGUGAGUGAACGUUCGAGUUGCUUGUACAUAUUCAACAAAAUAGGACUGCUUUUUGGGAACGCAGAUCUAUUCACACCCUGGCACCCAUCUCGCUUUACAUCCCAUGUCGACACGCUGUGCCGUGAAGUUGAGGGAGUAACAACAAAACGCAAUACUCCCCUACCCGCGGUGUAUCCAUAUUGAUAGCUUAGUGUACCGCCGCUAUAGUCGUUCCUGGCACCGUUCACCGCUUCAUUUUUCGCUCUGAAAUCGUGCGAGUCUUCUUUAGGGCGCUGGCACAA